AUGAGAGAGUUGUACCUAUCGUCUAGCAUGUUGGCUAGCGAAACAGGUAUUGCAUACGAAGUAAGUGACAGUUAUAGCUCAAGAAGGCAUGGAUCUGAAGAUAAUGGGAAAAUCCAGUAUGUGAUUUCGAUGGCGCAUUCGCAAGGGUUCGACUGGAAUCAGGACUUUUUUGCUACCCGGUACGAGCAAAUGUGCCAGGUGGUUUACGAUGGGCAUGUCGAUAGUGUUGAGUCGGUAAUAGAGGAAUUAAGGAGCCGUGGCUGUUUGGAUGAAGAAGAGAGCUCGAGCGAUGCUGAUGGUGGUAUGAGCGAGAGUCCUGUUGAUGUGCUUUCUAUUCAAAAGUACAGGCGAAUUAGUGAUGCUUUUAUCAGGCCAAGACGGAAGUCCGAUAGAAGUAUAUCAUUUUCGGCGGACAGAGAACAAGGGAACUUCAAGCGGGCUGAAGUGAUUGUCAUUGAUGUGGAGUCUGACACGCCGGAAAACAGGGUGUUGAAGAGUCUUGUGAAGUCGUAG
Molecule: messenger RNA, 513 nt
Organism: Kluyveromyces marxianus DMKU3-1042
Lineage: Eukaryota; Fungi; Ascomycota; Saccharomycetes; Saccharomycetales; Saccharomycetaceae
Gene: UGX2
Product: Ugx2p
Exons: 1
Coding region: 1-513 (170 amino acids)
Source: RefSeq, a predicted model, not a curated record